Messenger RNA from Didymodactylos carnosus, 1176 nucleotides. The record is from the annotation of a GenBank genome assembly. NCBI's taxonomy places the organism in Eukaryota, Metazoa, Rotifera, Eurotatoria, Philodinida, Philodinidae.
AUGUUUAUAUACAUACAUGUGUCAAAAUCUCCAAAAUUUGAUCGUUCAUCAGAAAUUGUUUCGGUUGUUGUUGGCAAACGUAUAAUAUUACCAUGUUAUGUACAAGACGCUAGUCAAUUUAAGGUAAUAUGGAUGAAAAUGAAUAAUAGUUCGAUAUUAACAAUGGAUGAUCGUGCUGUUAAUGGUGAUUCACGAGUAACGUUGUUACAUGCUUAUGCUGAUGAAUGGAAUUUACAAAUCGAUGAUGUUGAUGAAGAUGAUGCCGGCGUCUAUCGGUGUGUACUAAAUAAUGGAAUGUAUAAAACGUUAACACUUCAAGUCAAAACUCCACCACAAAUUAUUGAUGAACAAUCUACCGAAUCUUAUCCAGCACCAAUUCUAUCUGGAUCUAAUUUCACAUUAAAAUGUUAUGGAAGCGGUCGUCCAUCACCAAAAAUACGUAUACUAUCAUUUGAUCAAGCUGAAAAUACCAAAAUUAUUGGGGAGCAUAAUGAAGUCAUUUUAUAUAAUGUAUCUCGACAUACGCGAAAACGUUAUGAGUGUAUUGCGAGCAAUGGUGUUCCACCUGAUGUUGCCCGAUCAUUUCAAUUGACUGUACAAUAUCCACCAGAAAUAACCCUAUUACUAUCAACACAUGAUAAUACUAUUUAUAAUAAUAGGAAUCAAUUGCUUGUGGAUUUGGCACAAGAAUUACGUAUUAAAUGUCAAAUAACAAUGUAUCCAUUUGGUAAAAUAUUUUGGACAAAAAAUGAUAUUCGUAUCGACAAAUAUCAAGAUAAUUAUGAACAAUACGCUUCAUCUUAUUCAGAUAACCAUGUUGUUGCUGAAUUGUAUAUUAAACAAGUUAAUUAUAAAGAUUUUUGUUCAUUUUCUUGUUUUGCCAUUAAUGAUCUUGGUAUCAAUUCAAAAACAGUACACUUAGUAGAAAAACCAACAUCCACAACAUCUACUACAACUGUAUUAACAACUACAAUAUCGAUGACAUCGACAUCAUCAAAUUUAGGCAGUGAACGGUUGUUAUAUAGUCGUGGAUCAUAUAUCAAUAUGAAUAAACAACGUCAACGAAAAUGGCCAAAGUAUUCUACUCUUACGAAUUCAACAUCUUUGAAUAUUAUUCAUCAACGAGAAGCAGAAAAUCUACGAGUUAGCAUUUCAUCAAAAGGUAAGCAAUAUUGA